GGGGGCGGGGGAGUGAUGGUUGCAAGAUGGCGGCGCUGAAGGAGGCUCGGAGUUACGGGUUGUCGUGUGGGCGCGUGAGCGACGGCAGCAGGGUGUCGGUGUUCCACGUGAAGCUCACCGACAGUGCUCUGAAGGCUUUUGAGAGCUACCGGGCCCACCAGGAUUCCGUAUCACUGAGACCAUCCAUCCGAUUUGAAGGAAGCCAAGGACACAUCUCCAUACCCCAGCCCGACUGCCCAGAGGAGGUGCGGGCCUUCUCCUUCUACCUCUCCAACAUUGGCCGAGACAGCCCUCAGGGCAGCUUUGAUUGCAUCCAACAGUAUGUAUCCAGCCAUGGGGAUGUACACCUGGACUGCCUGGGCAGCAUCCAGGACAAGGUCACAGUGUGCGCCACUGACGACUCCUACCAGAAGGCACGACAGAGCAUGGCACAGGCAGAGGAAGAGACUCGGAGCCGAAGUGCCAUCGUCAUUAAGGCUGGAGGCCGAUACAUGGGGAAAAAGGUUCAGUUUCGGAAGCCAGCACCAGGGCCAGCUGAUGCAGUGCCCUCCCGGAAGCGUGCCACCCCCAUUAACCUGGCAAGUGCCAUCAGAAAGAGCAGUGGGAGUGGAGCCAGCAGUGUGCUACAGAGGCCCUUCCGAGACCGGGUGCUACACCUCCUGGCCCUGAGGCCCUACAGGAAGGCUGAGCUGCUGCUGCGGUUGCAGAAGGAUGGGCUAACACAGGCAGACAAGGAUACCCUGGACAGCCUGCUCCAGCAGGUGGCCAGUGUGAACCCCAAGGAUGGCACGUGCACACUGCAGGACUGCAUGUACAAAAACGUGCAGAAGGACUGGCCCGGCUACUCUGAGGGUGACCAGCAGCUGCUGAAGCGCGUGCUCAUGCGGAAGCUGUGUCAGCCACAGAGUGCCACUACAGACUCCAGCCCACCCCGAGAGCACGGGCGCUGCGCCUCACCCUCUCAGAAACGGCCACAGUCUACAGACUUCAUUGACCCCCUGGCCAGCAAGAAGCCCCGGAUCUCACAUUUCACACAGCGAGCACAACCCACCCUCAAUGGCAAACUGGGUGCCCCCAAUGGCCAUGAGACUCUGCUGCCUGCUCCAGGACCUACCCCAUCAGAUACCCUCAGCUCUAGCCAUCUGCCCCCACGGCAGGAGCCCCCACGGACCCACGACCCCCUGGCUGAUGUCAGUAAUGACCUAGGCCACAGUACCCAGGACUACAAGCACCAGGAGGCCACUCCAGCUCCAGCACCCCACCUUAGUCUUCCCCUGCUGACGGACUUUCCUCAGGCUGAGCAACCUACUGGCUCCUCACACAUCCAUAGCCGACCCAAGAAGAAGUCCAAGAAGCACAAAGACAAGGAGCGGCCCCCUGAAGAAAGGCCCCCCGCCCCACAGCCUGAUGCAUCCACUGCCCCUGCACUGCCACCAGAUGCCCCAGGUCUGAAUGGAGCCUGUGCCAGUGUUUCCACAUCCUCAUCAGAGACCCCGGACUACUUGCUGAAAUACCCAGCCAUCUCGUCAUCAGAGCAGCGUCAGAGCUACAAGAAUGACUUCAAUGCUGAGUACAGCGAGUACCGCAGUCUGCAUGCACGGAUUGAGCAGAUCACUCGCAGGUUCACACAGCUGGAUGCACAGCUCAGACAGCUCAGCCAAGGCUCUGAGGAGUAUGAGACAACCCGUGGGCAGAUUCUUCAGGAAUACAGGAAAAUCAAAAAGACCAACACCAACUACAGCUGUGAGAAGCGACGCUGCGAGUACCUGCACCGCAAGCUGGCGCACAUCAAGAGGCUCAUCGCAGAGUAUGACCAGCGGCAGCUCCAGGCCUGGCCCUAGCACAGACAGGCAGUCCUGAUGGCUCCGCCUGCCUUUUCUAGUUUUAUAUGAACUCGGCCCUUUAGCUGCCGCAGAGACCGUCUAUUUUUGUACCUUUUCUACUCCGUGCCUCCUCCAAGGCCCACGCCUCCAAGUGUUAGAAGCCCCAGGGAGAGCGAGCAGCGAGUGCCAGGCCCUGCUGCCUUCAGAUCCCCAGCUGACAAGGUUGCUGCAGUUUCCUGGCUGUGCCCAAAGCCCUUAGCAGCGGCCUCCGCAGCAUGUGCUCCUCAGUCCCCACACACUGCCCUUUAUGUCACACUGUGGCUGUGUGUCCCGUGCUGCUGGCCUUGUCUGUCCUUCCAUCCAUCUGUGGGUCCUGGGAUCACCUCCCUGCUGGGUUCCCACUUGAGGGGGUGCUGAGGGUGGCACCUUGCUUGCCUUCUCUAGGGCGCAGGCCUGUGGCCCCCAAUUGCUGCUUUCUUACUGUGCCUCGUCUCAUACCCCAAGAUCCAAAUCCAAGGGGCCAUUGGUGUGCAUGUGUCUGUGUGUGUAUGUGUGCAUUUGGUGUGAGUGGGUUCUGAACACAUUCAGAGGGAAGCCAUUUUGGGGAAGUGGUGGGGGCCACAGGGUUGCUCACUUGCUGCUACUCACAGCGGUAGGGCAGGGAGAGAAUGUCGGACUCAGAUGUCUAGUUUUCUAAACCAUGAGGCUGUCUUUGGGUGGCUUCCAAAGAGCCUGGCUGCCUGGAGACACCUGCCUGGUCCAGUCCCACCCUAGCCAGCUCCUGCUUUCCUUUGGGAUUCCUGGAAUCUCCAGACUGUAGAGGAGCCAAGCCUGCAUGUUUCAAUAGAUGUUGGUUUCUAAGUGGGGGCAGGGCCAAGUUCUGCAUGGUGCACUUCCCACACAGCUACACUGCACAGGCUCAGGGUAGAUCCCAGGCUGCCCCUCUCCCGCCCUGAGAACUCCAUCCAGGGCUAUUGGCUGAACUGGUCUGUUUGGGUUCUUUUGUUGUCUGAGAUUUUGUCUGUCUGAGAUUUGGGGAUGGCAGGGCCACACUCUGGGGCUGCAGGUUAAGCAUGGUCUAACUUAUUGGUAUUCUCCCCGCCUUUGAACUGUGCUGUGGAGAAAGUCUACUUUGAGCCAUGGAGUUGGUGUUUACAAAGUCUUCACUUUUGCCAAAACGUUACAAUUGACAGGCAGUACCUCCAGAUCCUUUCUUAGAGUCUGUCUUCUGUACACCAAACAGGUGAACCGCCAGCUUUCCAAGUCUAUAAUAAAAUUUGAUGGGAUUGAA
This is a messenger RNA of Grammomys surdaster, 3114 nucleotides long. It is a transcript of the gene Ell, whose product is annotated as elongation factor for RNA polymerase II. Gene Ontology annotation, biological process: positive regulation of transcription elongation by RNA polymerase II; transcription elongation by RNA polymerase II; snRNA transcription by RNA polymerase II. The transcript is spliced from 12 exons. The record is from RefSeq and is a predicted model, not a curated record. Gene Ontology annotation, molecular function: cis-regulatory region sequence-specific DNA binding. Lineage: Eukaryota; Metazoa; Chordata; Mammalia; Rodentia; Muridae. The coding region runs from base 27 to 1841 and encodes 604 amino acids. Gene Ontology annotation, cellular component: transcription elongation factor complex.